AUGUCUUUUCCUUUCUCCGAAACAAACAUUAUUGAAAAUAUUUCUACACAAAUAAGCAAUUUGUUUGAUAUGGAUUCUACAAAAUUUGAAUCUGAAAUUAUAAAAAUUAAAUCAGUUAUAUUCCUCAAAGCUCGAGGUUCUGAAACAAAUUUUUGGAAUUUACUGAGUGAAGAAAAAUAUCCGGAAUUUCGAUCUACGCUCUCUGAUGACCAUUUGGAGCAGUGUCUUCGAUUAGCAGUUAGCAACUAUUCGCCAGAUUACUACCAAUUGGUCAACGACAUGCAAUGUCACACUUCAACAAUGGCCAGAUCAACAAAAUAA
Messenger RNA from Macrosiphum euphorbiae (potato aphid), 321 nucleotides. The record is from the annotation of a GenBank genome assembly. Lineage: Eukaryota; Metazoa; Arthropoda; Insecta; Hemiptera; Aphididae.